CAUGUUGCCGACCUUCCUUGGAAUCAAGAUUGCAUAACUCUCUAACUAUGUAACCACAGAAAGAUGAUGCAAGUUGCUGCAACAACUGGCUUAUUACAAAUGUUGUUCUCUUCCUGACAGUACCGAACAGCAUGCACGGUGAUGACAAGCAAAGGCAAGUCAAUUUUUGAUUCUGCAUUACUUCUAUACUGAAUUGUUCUAGGCCACUGCAUGUCUACAUGCAUAGGCCACCCUUAUAAUAUGGUAAAUAUAGGCCAUAUGAUGUGAAUUUUGCUGCAUACAUUCUUAAAAAGGCAUAGCUGUUACUCUCUCUUCAUUUCAUAGUGAAAAUGUGCAUGUCAGAUGUGUUUGUGAAUGUGUCAAUAAUUAUUUCAUGUUAUAACUUGAAUGAAUAUUACAGAGGGGUUCUUCUUCAAGGUUAAUUUCUAAAGGAGAAUAUGAGCAGCAGCUGCACUUUCUGCCUCUUUUCCUAUUUGGUCUGCUUAUGUCAUUAUACACUUACCUUACAAUGGCAAGGGAAGCAAUCGAAAAUUUACACUUACACAGAACUUACUGUGACUGGUAAAGACGUGAAAGCAUGUAAGGACCAAAAAGGCAUUUGCGUUUUGGAUACUGACGACUGUGGUUCUGUUUCAGAACAGGGGAGCGACACGUUUUUGAACACAUCGUGUCGUUUUCUUAAGAACAAGGAGUCCUUUGGGUGCAAAUGGACUUAUUUAAAUGAUGUCAAAACCAAGAUGAUACACUCAUUUAUUUUCACUCGAGACAAAGGCUUCACCUACUGCCCUGAAAUUUUAAACGAACUUUCUGCUUUUAACUUAAUCAUAAAGUCAAAGGAUCCCCAUAACAAAAUUGAAAGAUUUUCAGAAGUCUACUCCAUAACUAUAGAAGACAUAGUCCAGUUUCCACGUCCUGAUGGCAUAUUAGUGGAUGCUACAGAGACGUCACUGAAUGUAACAUGGAUCAAAGGAUGGAAAAGCAAAAAAUGUCUUGUACGGUACAAACAGUCAACCAUGAAUGAAUGGACGGAGGAAGAAGAUUCUGAAAUGUUUCAUGUUAUUGAGGGCCUGCAACCUUGUAGCCAGUACAGUCUUACUGUUGCCUGCAUUGGGGAAUAUGGAAUGCUGAGUGAAUGGAGCACACAAUUUCAAGCAAAGACAUUAGAGGGUGUCCCAACUGCACCACCUAAUGUCAGUUACCAUGUUGCAUCACUAGACAACACCUUCAGAACUCAGAAGCUCCUACUAGUAUGGAAAGCUUUAGAGAUAAACGUGGCUCGAGGGGUCAUUCUUGGAUAUGAGGUGGCCUACACAUCAACCAAGCAAGCAGCUCUGAACAAAAUAACUACCAGUAACCUUAAAGCGGAGUUAGAGGUGGCUCCAGGAGACUACAACAUAACAUUGAUGGCCUACAACAGUGCUGGCCAAUCUCCUGUUCGUCAUGUUAGAAUCAACACUGCUUCUCAUGAAAGUUUGCCGGGAGUCAGAGGACUCUGGGCCAGCACUGAAGUAGAUUCACUGAGGAUUCGAUGGGAGACAGAGAAGGCAGCUGUGAAUGUUAGCGAGUUUGCCAUUGAGUGGUUUUCGCCUGGACUUGCCUCUAGUCAGUGGAAAAGAGUUAAUGGUGCCACAUUUUCAACUGUUCUAACAGACAGUAUCAAACAACUGGAGACCUACACUAUCAAUGUGUAUCCCCUUUAUGAAAGUCUCUGUGGACCUUCAGAGUCAAUCCAGGCCAGCUUAGAGAAUGGCACUCUGUUGGACAUUGUCCACCUCGAGUGUGCGAAUGUGACAAAAACAUCUGUGACAGUCCGAUGGGUGUGGCAAAGAAAAGCCAAUGGCACGAAUGUACUUCAGUACAGACUCGCAUUAAGUGCACUAGAUGAAAGUGAAACAAAAUCAUUUACAGUUUUUCCACAUCAGUGUCAACACUCAUUCUACAAACUACGGACAAAUGCCAAGUACUCUGUGUCUAUUUACGGGGACACCAAGUCGGGUAACUUUGAAAAGGCAAAUAUUGAAUUUACUACACCUCUUUAUGAAAACGAUGAAAUCAUAAAAGUUGCAGUUCCAAUAGUACUUCUGAUAUUUGGACUUGGUAUUUUCUCCGUUCUCUCAAGAACAAUUUAUAAGGACUACUUCUUCCCCAGCAUUGCCAACCCCAGCCAUAGUCUUAUUGGUCGCUGGCUGCUAAAUCCUUUCCAUGAGAAAGAUGCUGUUAUGAGGGUGCUACAGUUGGAAGAUUUCUCAAUGACCAAUCAACUCAUUGAAAAGGCUCUCAUGCAAAUGGAGCACCAAAAGUUCUCAGAAAAAGAGGUGGCUGAUGAAGACAUGAUGUACCUUCCUGAUAACAGUGCAGUGGAAAAUGAUGGUGCGGAAAAUUCUGAGACUUCCCCAAGUCUUACUGAGUAUGUUGAUUUGCCUUUGUUUCCAGAUAACUUUGGUUAUGUUGAAAAUUGUUACAUACCUGAGAGUACUAGCUAAGAUUGCUGAAUGCCGAGAAUGACAAAAGAGACCGUUCCUUAACUGUGCAUUCUUUAACAGCCUAGACAGCAACCUGAUUAUUACAACAGGUGUUGACAACUGCAUCUUUAAGAAAUUAUCUACACUGCUUAAUAUAUCUUUAACUGUGCUUCCCAUUGUCUAACAUAUGUAACAAUAUCAUUUAGACAUCAGAGGAACAUGGACUUUUCGCCAGGACGAUUAAUGCCAAUUUAAGAAGCUCUUACUUUAUGUAAACUUAUAGUCUGUAAUUUAAUUAAUGUAUUUUAAUACUUAACAGUAUAAUACUUUAUGUGAAGUUCCAUGUUAAUAAUACACAAAUUCUCUGCCACAUAUCAAAAGGGAGACUGUGACAUUGUGGUACAUUUUAUUAAGAGAAAUGACUAGUUUUUGUGAAGCUGUGAUGGUGCAAGAACAACCUUUUUCCAUUUGCAAUAAGCUUACUAAACUCUUCUGAGUAGUGUACAUUAUUGUCUGUAAGAUUUCCAGCUUUUAUAAGAAUAUAUUGAUGAAAUCAUGGUGUAAUUCUCAUAUAUUAUAUGUUGUAUAGUGUGUAUUGUAUUGCAUAAUGUUUACUGUAUGUACAUGUUACAUUGUAUGUUUAUGUGCAUUGUGCUACUAUAGUGUUGUCAAUGCAACAGAAACAACUACCACAGUCACACCAUGUGGCAAUAAAAGAAUUCAAGUUUUUCACAAUAAAAUCCCAUUUUAUAAA
This is a messenger RNA of Pygocentrus nattereri (red-bellied piranha), 3216 nucleotides long. RefSeq names its product interleukin-6 receptor subunit beta. Gene Ontology annotation, cellular component: external side of plasma membrane. Gene Ontology annotation, biological process: cytokine-mediated signaling pathway. Bases 438 to 2483 code for a protein of 681 amino acids. Gene Ontology annotation, molecular function: protein binding; cytokine receptor activity. The record is from RefSeq and is a predicted model, not a curated record. The transcript is spliced from 16 exons. Lineage: Eukaryota; Metazoa; Chordata; Actinopteri; Characiformes; Serrasalmidae.